Prunus mume (Japanese apricot) is the source of this 1847-nucleotide messenger RNA. RefSeq names its product E3 ubiquitin-protein ligase SIRP1-like. The record is from RefSeq and is a predicted model, not a curated record. Lineage: Eukaryota; Viridiplantae; Streptophyta; Magnoliopsida; Rosales; Rosaceae. Gene Ontology annotation, biological process: protein ubiquitination. Gene Ontology annotation, molecular function: ubiquitin protein ligase activity. Gene Ontology annotation, cellular component: cytoplasm.
AGUUUACAAUUCUGCUAUUUCUUUCUGAAUUCAUGUUCUUCUUCCUCUUCUUCAUUUGACUUGCUGUAUCUGUAUGUAUGCAUAGAUCAUGGGGUAAAUAACUAAUUAAUUAGGUUUGUUUAGUUUGCGUGUCAAAGAUGUACUUCUUCUUCUUCAAUUCUGAAUUCUGAUCUCUAAUAUUAAUUAUCCGAGCCUGGUCCCGAAAUAACACCAGGACUUGAAUAAGAAUGAGAGCGAUGCUUCCAGAUCCUUUAAAUCUUUUCACCUACACCUCUUCUUUCUUCAUAAAAAUCCUCAUUUCCUUACGCGAUUUGAUAUCCCAAGCUCUGACUUGCUGGUGCUCUUGUUCCUCUCUGGUCGUCUGCUCUCCGAUUUUGUUGGUUUGUGUGACCGAAGAGAAAAAGAGAAAUGGAGGAAGUAAGGUAUUGGUGUCACGCGUGUUCUCAAAUGGUGGAUCCCAUCAUGGAAGUAGAAAUGAAAUGCCCAAUUUGCCAAAGCGGAUUUAUUGAAGAAAUGAAUAGCAACACGAGGGACAAUCAUGAAGCUGACUCUGAUUUUGGAUCAGAUCGAGCCCUCUCCCUCUGGGCACCAAUCUUGCUGGGAAUGAUGAACAAUCCCCAUCGACGCCGAAGAUUAAGACGACUAGACUUUGAUGAGGAUGAGGAUGAUGAUAAUGAUGAUGGCGAGGCCCGCCAUGGCGGAGACACUGAAUUGGACAGGGAACUUGAAUCAAUCAUCCGAAGGAGGAGGAGAAACUCGGCUACUAUUCUACAGCUGCUUCAAGGCAUUCGGGCUGGCUCGGCAUCUGAGUCUGAGAAUUCUGAGAGUGAUAGGGAUAGGGAUAGGGAUAGAGAGAGAGAAAGGGAAAGGGAAAGGGAACGAGUAAUUCUGAUCAAUCCUUUCAGUCAAACCAUCAUUGUUCAGGGUUCUUACGAUUCGAAUCAUGGCCAAAACAACAAUCACACCCCUAUGGGUUCAUUAGGCGAUUAUUUUAUUGGGCCUGGUUUAGAUUUAUUGCUGCAACAUUUGGCAGAGAAUGAUCCUAACAGAUAUGGGACUCCGCCAGCGCAAAAGGAGGCAGUGGAAGCUCUGCCCACUGUGACAAUCAAGGAGAAUCUGCAGUGUUCAGUGUGCUUGGAUGAUUUUGAGGCUGGUGUAGAAGCAAAAGAGAUGCCAUGUAAGCAUAAAUUUCAUAGCGGGUGUAUUCUGCCAUGGCUGGAGCUUCAUAGUUCCUGUCCAGUAUGCAGGUUUCAGUUGCCUGCUGAUGAAUCCAAACGCGAUUCUGAUAAUUCUCGGAACAGCAGUGACCAAAGGGAGAGUGAAAACAUAGGUGGUGAUGGUGGUGGGGUGGAGGGAGAUGGGGAUGGGAGAAACGGAAGCGGAAGAAGGUUUUCAAUUCCAUGGCCUUUCAAUGGUCUGUUUUCUAACUCAGGAUCUCAAUCUAGUGGCAGUGGGGGUAAUUCUUCCUCAGCAGCAAAUGCAACUGGAAGUGGAAGCGCUUCUCAAACAGAUGAGAAUUGAGUAUAUUUUCCAUUAGUUGAGUUGAGUGGCUAUAUCAAGUUCUUGUCCAUUAUGUUGCUUCAAUGGUCUGCUUGUGUACAUAGUAUCUUACUUGAAUGUGAAUCUGGGAAGUUCAAAUUGUGCGUUUAUGUGUUUAAAAAGAGGGGUGGUCUUUUGUUUUGUAGAUGUUUUGGCCUCCUACACACCUAUAAGAACUUCUACUGUUGCUAUAUUUACUUGCUCUUGCUCAUGUAUUGCUUUCCUCUAGCACGCUAGCUGCUUAAUUUGAAAGUUUCAGCAUCCUUGGACUUUUGGCUUGUUUGAAUUGACAAAUGAAUUGAUGAUUA